CCAGAGUGAGCGUCGAUCGUCAUGCGAUACCCAGAGCUUUUGAAAGAGCGGUCACUGCCAGCUCACUUGGGGACUUACGUUGCAUGAUCAAGAUGGACCUCGUUGCCGAUUAAUGCCUAACUCCAAGUCAUGGUUCAGAAACAACCGCGGCGGGCCCGGGGUCACAGGGAUUCUAGAGUGUCUUCGGAAUCUGAGUCAGACUCUGACGGGCAACUCACACCAGAGGCAUCCCCCUCUCCACCUUCCACCCCGGGCAAUAAUGACGGUUCUGCUCGCCAUCCUGGCCUUGUUAGCCCAAUAACUGAUUCUGAUUCCGAUGCUCACCCUGUCGCUUCACGGGAACAUCCUCGUCGCUCACAGGCCCCGACGCCAGAGUCUGAGGAUAACAGCUCUGACGACAAUCGACCAACCCCUCCUUCAACACGUUCCACUUCGAAAGCUCCAACCUUGCGUAAGACGAUCAUCUCCAGCGGAGAGGAGGAGGAAGAUAACGAGCCUCCACCGAGACCCUCCCGGAAGUCCUCAGCAACAUCACAAAGAGCAAAGUCGGCGGCUCCGUCAAGAUACAAGGCUGGUACUGCGAAUCGUCGUCCGCCAAGGCCUACCAAGACAUCUGGCGAGGGUGCAGAAUUUGACUCGGGAGAUGAGACCGUGGAGAGCCAGAGGAAACGAUACGAAGAGCGUCAACAACGGCAGCCAUCCUCCAUUGGUUCGCCGUGGAGAGCAUUAAAGAGAUCUUGGAGGUGGUUCUGGGGUUGGGAGGGAUGGAUCCUUGUGCGAGCUUAUAUCGCGAUUCCCAUCGCUUUGACCAUCUCUUGUUUGAUGCUUGCUAUUGGGGCCACUGGACCCGCUCCUGGAAUCACAUGGUGGUGGUUCUGCAUAUCGAAUGACAUUAAGCUCGGAGGCAUAGGCUACUGUCAAGGGUGAGAGGGCCACAAUGCUCCGUAGUCAUCGUUCCGGUCGGUGAUGACUAACAUUCAUCUAGAGGCACCUGCACAACGGCGGUGGCAUACACUGUUAC
Messenger RNA from Kockovaella imperatae, 1021 nucleotides. RefSeq lists its product as hypothetical. The transcript has a single exon. The record is from RefSeq and is a predicted model, not a curated record. NCBI's taxonomy places the organism in Eukaryota, Fungi, Basidiomycota, Tremellomycetes, Tremellales, Cuniculitremaceae. Bases 130 to 927 code for a protein of 265 amino acids.